GCGUCUUUGUUGUUGGCGACCGGGAUCCCUUCUCGGCACAGGGGAAAGGCGGGGAAGCCACUCCUCAUCGGGUCUGUGUUUUUGAGAGGAUUCUCUGAUGGUUGCGUGAAGGGGAGCGGUAGGACAGUCCCUGCGGUCCGUGGAGCGGCCGGAGUCAGGGGGUGGGGGAGGGAGGACCGACCGACACUCUAAGAAGGUCUUUGGUCCUCCUCGGUGAAGAGAAGGGUUCCAUUUCAUUUCCUUUGCUUUUCUCUCAGUGGAUGAAAAGAUGGGGUCAGGUUCCCAUUCCCCUCACUGGCGCACUGAGAGAUUCGCGGGUGCCUAAAAGCUUUCUCCUGAAUGUCCUUAUAUCUCUGUCGGGCGCGAUUUUAGAUUGAAUCUGCACGGGGCUUGGCGAUUUGUGUAUUCCGGUGGGGCUGUCGUAGGGUUCUUUUUCUUUAGAUGGUUGGGCUUUAAUCUUAUUUGUUUUCGAACUCUAAGGUAGGCUUAUCAGGAAUCGUUUUUGAAUUGGAAAAUUUAAAGGUUUUGUUUGGGAUUUUUUUUAACCCCGAAACAAAGUUAUGUCAAAUUAGAUUGUACUGUGUGGGGGCUCUCGUGAAGGAAAGAGUGUAUUUAACCUGGGGUUUUUGUUUAAAAAAAAAAAAAGUUCAGAUCUUUGAUCUUUGGUGAGAUCUCUGCCAAUGCCAGAAGAGAAUUUUUUGUAAAUGAUGCUUUAAGUCAGUGUGAAGUAGAUUUGGUAAGCAAAAGGAUGAAUAACGGAAUACAGAGGGUGACCUUUAAAUUUCGCUGUUUAUGAAAUGUGUUCCUGUUUAAUACUUUUUGUGAUAUAUGAUGCUUGAUCUAUAGAUGAUUCAUUUGGAAUUUUUUUAUGCCUCUAAUAAAUCUUUGGAGAUCUUGUGCCAACAUAUGAAACUAUAAUACCUAAUGAGUCGGAGUAGAAAGCCAGAUACAUGUUGUAAUAACGUUAAUCUGUUUAGAUUAACAGGGAAAUUUACAUUAAAAUGAACUUUUUUCCGUAAAGAGUUUCUCUACAUAUGUUUAUAGCAUGAAUUUCAGUUGGGUGACAUCUAAUGAUAGCCAGUAUUUUGAAAAUUGUCAUGAUUGCUAGUAUUCUAAUUUGAGACUGCUCAACUUGUUGGUAAGUUUUUAUUUGGAGAAUAGGGGUCGUGUUACUUAAGGAACAGCAGAGGUAAAAAUCUCUGUUGUGCAGUAAUUGUCAUAUCAUUUGAAAUCCAGAAGGAAAUGAAUGGCACCUUCACCUAUAUUUUGACCUCUCUUUUCUCCUACUCUAGUGUUAAUAAGGUUAAUUGGCAAGGACAGGAUUAGAUUUUUAGCAGGCUAGGCAGUUUUAAUUUUGUCCCUUAGUGUGCAGUAUUCUAGUUGAUGAGUAGCUUGUUUCCUUGAGUAUCUUUGCCCAUUUUGAAAUGUUUAUGAAAUGACUGCUGACAAAGAAUUUUCUGUUUCCUGGGACAAACAAAAUCACCAAAAAACAUCAUGAAAAAAUAAUGUUUUUAGUAGCUUAAUGAACACAGAAGAAUUAAGCAAUUAGUGUCUGUUCCAAGUUUGACACUGAAUUGGUCUACAACUCCAGGCACGCUAUCCCACAUCUGAGUCAGUUUUCUCCAUCUGUAAUAUAGGGCUGAUAAAAUGUGCCACCUGCUCACUUUAUAAAAAGGGGAGUGAGAACCAUGUAAGCAACAGUUACUCUGGUUAUGUGACAUUGAUAUAAGUUAAAUGAGAAUACUUUUUAAUGCAGUGCUCUUACUUUGUUUUGAUAUUAUGAAUUUCAAUCAUUUGAUGAACAGUUAGCAUAAAGAUAAGGAGAAUGACUCUCCCUAUGCCAUCAUUUAAGAAUUAAAAUUUCUUCCGUAUUAAGAUUGGUGUUAAGAUCUUUAGAAGCAGUGAUGACAAGAAAAUAGAGUAUAUUUUAUUGGUUGGUUUAUUUACUGGUAGAUUUUACUUCUGAUUUAUCCAAAGUUUUGCUCUUAAUUCUGAAAAUUCCCCCUACCCUUCCUACUCUUUAAAAUUUCUCACAUACAUUGCCCCAUUUGCCUGUCGAAUCCAGCCUUGUGAGUUGGAGAGAGGGAAGGUGAGUUUGUGGCCUUUUUUUUUUUUUUUUUUUUUGAGACGGAGUUUUGCUCUUGUUGCCCAGGCUGGCGUGCAAUGGCGCGAUCUCGGCUCACUGCAACCUCUGCUUCCCGGGUUCAAGUGAUUCUUCUGCCUCAGCCUCCUGAGUAGCUGGGAUUACGGGCACCCGCCACCACUCCCGGCUAAUUUUUUGUAUUUUUAGUAGAGAUGGGGUUUCACCACGUUGGCCAUGCUGGUCUUCAACUCCUGACCUCAGGUGAUCCACCCGCCUUGGCCUCCCAAAGUGCUAGGAUUACAGGUGUGAGCCACUUCACUGUUUGUGGAAUUUUUACAGAUGAAAUAAAUAAAGCCCAGAUAAGUUAAUUAUUUCAAUUGCCUAAAGCUAAGCAAUUAGUAAGAAGUAGAAUUGAGGCUUGAACUUGGGUCUUCUCUAGUCCUGAAUCCUUUGCUUUGGAGCAGUGUUUUCCAAACACCUGUUCAUGCCCAAGAGUUUUGUCCAAGUGAAGUGAGAACUAACAUAGCAAUAUAAAUGUUGGUGCCAUACAAUAUAAUGAAUAUCCAUGUACCCAUCACCCAGUUAAACAAACAAAACUACCAAUUAAAACGAAGUGUCCGGCCAGGCUCGGUGGCUCACGCCUGUAAUCCCAGCACUUUGGGAGGGAGGCCGAGGCAGGCGGAUCACCUGGGGUCGGGAGUUAGAGACCAGCCUGACCAACAUGGAGAAACCCCGUCUCUACUAAAAAUACAAAAUUAGCCGGGUGUGGUGGUGCUUGCCUGUAAUCCCAGCCACUCGGGAGGCUGAGGCAGGAGAAUCGCUUGAACCCAGGAGGCAGAGGUUGUGGUGAGCCAAGAUAGCACCAUUGCACUCCAGCGUGGGCAGCAAGAGCAAAACUCUGUCUCAGAAAAACAAAAACAAAAAACGAGGUUUCCUUAGUAUGUUAAUACCUCUCUUAAAUGCUGUUCCCUUUUCCCCCCGAUAUCUAACCAGUGACCCAAAGUUGACAUGCAUCCUUCCUAUAUCCACGUGUUGAUACUUAACUACAUACCUUUAUCCUAUGAACAUUAUAUAUAUAUAGUUUUAUUUUGAUUGUCUUAAGACUAUUUAAAUACAGAUAUCUUUAUUUAGCUUGCUUUCUUCACACAACUUGGCCAAGAUUUAUCUAUGUUUAUUUAGGUAGCUCUAGUUUAUUUACUUUUACUGUUAGGUGGUAUGUGCUCUGUUAUAUAACUAUGUCAGGUUUCUGUUGAUGGUCAUUUUUGUUGUUUCCAUUUGUUUGCUAUUAAACAGUACUAUAAGGAAUAUUCCUGUAUAUGUUAGGUAUCUGUUGUGUAAGACUUCUAGAGCAGUGGUUCUUGACCCUACCUACAUCCCAUGUUCAUAGAAAAUAUUUUACAGUACUUUAAAGAAAGCAUUGGCCUUAAUAAAAUAAGAAAAAAUUGUAAUAAAGUAAUAUGUGUUUCACUUUGUAAAUACUCGAGCUCAAGACUACAUUCAAGAUUAGCCACCAAGUGUAAUGGUCGACCAGCAACAUCAGAAUCCCUUGGGAGCUUGUUGGAAAUGCAGAGCAUCAGACUUUAACCUACUGAUGCAGAUGCUGUUUUUUUUUUUGUUUGUUUGUUUGUUUUUUAAUAAUGUAAAAGACAGGAUCUCUGGAGCCAUACAACUCACUGUAACCUCAAACUCCUGGGCUCAAGGGAUCCUCCCACUUCAGCCUCCUGAGCAUCUGGGACUACAGGUAUGCACCAUCAAGCCUGGCUAAUUUUUAGAUUUUUUACAGAGACAGGGUCUUGCUAUCUUGCCCAGGCUGAUCUUGAACUCCUGGCCUCAAGUGAUCCUCCCUCCUCAGUAUCCCAAAGCACUGGGACAUUGGGAUUACAGACAUGAGCCACUGUGCCCGGCCAGAUGCUGUAUUUUAUCAAGAUUCCCAGGUGAUGCAUAUACGCAUUGAAAUAUAAGAAGCACUGCUAAAAGAAAUAGUAGUAAUUAGACGCUUUGUACCAAUGGAUGGUGUCUCCAUCAAUACAACAGCUACAGAUUAAAACAGAGCAUGAAUAAUCUUUCAUUUAGUGAGCUAUGUUGCCUCUUCUGCUGUCCACCUUGUCCAGGGAAGAUUGCUUCAAAAUUAGCGUUUUUGCCACCUGAUCCAACUUACACACUGAUGUGUGAUGAAAGCGGAAGCCGUUGGACUUUACAUCUGUCUGAACGAGCAGACUGGCAGUAUUCUUCUAGAGAAAAAGAUGCUAUUGAGUGUUUCAUGACUAGAACCAGUAAAGGCAACAGAAUUGCUUGUAUGUUUGUACGUUGUUCACCCAAUGCGAAAUACACUUUACUCUUCUCACAUGGAAAUGCUGUUGAUCUUGGUCAAAUGAGCAGCUUUUACAUAGGACUAGGAUCACGGAUUAAUUGUAAUAUAUUCUCAUAUGAUUAUUCUGGAUAUGGUGCCAGUUCCGGGAAACCCACAGAGAAGAACCUCUAUGCAGACAUUGAAGCUGCUUGGCUUGCUCUUAGGACAAGAUAUGGCAUUCGCCCUGAAAAUGUGAUUAUAUAUGGCCAAAGUAUAGGGACAGUACCGUCUGUGGAUCUUGCUGCUCGAUAUGAGAGUGCUGCUGUUAUUCUUCAUUCUCCUCUGACUUCGGGAAUGCGAGUUGCCUUUCCUGAUACCAAGAAGACCUACUGUUUUGAUGCAUUCCCAAACAUUGACAAAAUCUCUAAGAUAACCUCUCCAGUAUUAAUAAUUCAUGGGACUGAAGAUGAAGUCAUUGACUUUUCACAUGGCCUCGCAUUGUUUGAACGUUGCCAAAGACCUGUGGAGCCUCUCUGGGUUGAAGGAGCAGGUCACAAUGAUGUGGAACUUUAUGGACAGUAUCUUGAAAGGUUGAAACAGUUUGUGUCACAGGAACUGGUGCAGAAACAUAAAGAAGGGAAGUGAUUUUCUCAAGGUCUACAGUUUUCAAUGACGGUACUAUGUAUUCCAUUAUCUUCUCUUUACCAAACUUAACUGGAUUAAUAUACCAAUGAUCCUUUCAAAUUAUAUGACAUAAACUUAUUUGCUCUCCAA
Molecule: messenger RNA, 5147 nt
Organism: Homo sapiens (human)
Lineage: Eukaryota; Metazoa; Chordata; Mammalia; Primates; Hominidae
Gene: ABHD17B
Product: abhydrolase domain containing 17B, depalmitoylase
Exons: 5
Coding region: 4137-5018 (293 amino acids)
Biological process (GO): regulation of postsynapse organization; regulation of protein localization to synapse; negative regulation of protein localization to microtubule
Cellular component (GO): glutamatergic synapse; recycling endosome membrane; postsynaptic density
Molecular function (GO): palmitoyl-(protein) hydrolase activity
Source: RefSeq, a predicted model, not a curated record